This is a messenger RNA of Anoplopoma fimbria (sablefish), 2749 nucleotides long. It is a transcript of the gene hsp90aa1.2, whose product is annotated as heat shock protein 90, alpha (cytosolic), class A member 1, tandem duplicate 2. Gene Ontology annotation, cellular component: protein-containing complex; perinuclear region of cytoplasm; neuronal cell body. Lineage: Eukaryota; Metazoa; Chordata; Actinopteri; Perciformes; Anoplopomatidae. Gene Ontology annotation, molecular function: ATP hydrolysis activity; ATP binding; disordered domain specific binding. The coding region runs from base 121 to 2325 and encodes 734 amino acids. Gene Ontology annotation, biological process: protein folding; cellular response to heat; protein stabilization. The record is from RefSeq and is a predicted model, not a curated record. The transcript has 11 exons.
UUUCUCGAACGCUCUGCGGGGGAAGAAGAAGCUCCACAGCCGGCCGGUCAGCAUUAAACCCCGCUCUGCUGCGACCUCCACACACCUCACUCCGGGGUUUUCCAUACACUGAGGACCAAGAUGCCGGAAUCACACGACCAACCAAUGGAGGAGGAGGCUGAGACCUUUGCCUUCCAGGCCGAGAUCGCUCAGCUGAUGUCCCUGAUCAUCAACACCUUCUACUCAAACAAAGAGAUCUUCCUCAGGGAGCUUAUCUCCAACUCCUCAGAUGCCCUUGACAAAAUCCGCUACGAGAGUCUCACUGACCCCACCAAGCUGGAUGAUGGCAAGGAUCUCAAAAUCGAAAUAAUUCCCAACAAAGAGGAACGCACCCUGACCCUGACUGACACCGGUAUCGGCAUGACCAAGGCCGACCUGAUCAACAAUCUGGGAACAAUCGCCAAGUCUGGCACCAAGGCCUUCAUGGAGGCCCUGCAGGCUGGAGCAGACAUCUCCAUGAUCGGUCAGUUCGGUGUGGGUUUCUACUCCGCCUACCUCGUGGCUGAGAGGGUGACGGUCAUCACCAAGCACAAUGAUGACGAGCAGUACGCCUGGGAAUCCUCCGCUGGAGGCUCGUUCACAGUCAAAGUGGACGACUGUAAGUACGCUGAGCCCAUGGGCCGUGGCACCAGGGUGAUCCUGCACUUGAAAGACGACCAGAUAGAAUACCUCGAGGAGCGAAGAAUCAAAGAGAUUGUGAAAAAGCACUCACAGUUCAUUGGCUAUCCCAUCACACUCUUUGUGGAGAAAGAACGCGACAAGGAGGUGAGUGACGACGAGGCGGACGAGGAGGAGGAGAAGGCCAAGGCCAAGGACGAAGAAGAGGACAAGGAUGAGGACAAGCCAGAGAUUGAGGACGUUGGGUCAGAUGAGGAGCACGACCACGACAAAUGCUCAGACAAAAAGAAGAAGAAGAAGAAGAUCAAGGAGAAGUACAUCGACCAGGAAGAGCUGAACAAAACCAAACCCCUGUGGACCCGUAACCCGGACGACAUCACUAAUGAGGAGUAUGGAGAGUUCUACAAGAGUCUUACCAAUGACUGGGAAGACCACCUAGCUGUCAAGCAUUUCUCAGUGGAGGGUCAGCUGGAGUUCCGCGCCCUGCUCUUUGUGCCUCGUCGGGCUCCCUUCGACCUCUUUGAGAACAAGAAGAAGAAGAACAACAUCAAGCUGUACGUGCGCAGGGUCUUCAUCAUGGACAACUGCGAUGAUCUCAUCCCUGAGUACCUCAAUUUCAUCAAGGGUGUGGUGGACUCUGAGGAUCUGCCCCUGAACAUCUCCAGAGAGAUGCUGCAGCAGAGCAAGAUCCUGAAAGUCAUCCGCAAGAACCUGGUCAAGAAGUGCCUGGAGCUCUUCACUGAACUGGCCGAGGACAAGGACAACUACAAAAAGUGCUACGAGCAGUUCUCCAAGAACAUCAAGCUUGGCAUCCACGAGGAUUCUCAAAACAAAAAGAGGCUUUCUGAGCUGCUGCGAUACUACACCUCAGCCUCCGGGGAUGAGUUGGUGUCCUUGAAGGACUAUGUUACACGCAUGAAGGACAACCAGAAACACAUUUACUACAUCACUGGUGAGACCAAAGACCAGGUGGCCAACUCUGCCUUCGUGGAGCGCCUUCGCAAAGCCGGCCUCGAGGUCAUUUACAUGAUCGAGCCCAUCGACGAGUACUGCGUCCAGCAGCUGAAGGAAUUUGAGGGCAAGAACCUGGUCUCGGUGACCAAGGAGGGCCUGGAGCUGCCUGAGGACGAGGACGAGAAGAAGAAGCAGGAGGAGAAGAAGGCUCAGUUUGAGAACUUGUGCAAGAUCAUGAAGGACAUCUUGGAGAAGAAGGUGGAGAAGGUCACAGUCUCCAACCGCCUGGUCUCUUCGCCCUGCUGCAUCGUCACCAGCACCUACGGCUGGACGGCCAACAUGGAGAGGAUCAUGAAGGCCCAGGCCCUCAGAGAUAACUCCACCAUGGGCUACAUGGCUGCCAAGAAGCACCUGGAGAUCAACACCGACCACCCCAUCUUGGAGACCCUGAGGCUGAAGGCAGAGGCCGACAAGAACGACAAGUCUGUGAAGGAUCUGGUCAUCCUGCUCUUUGAGACCGCCCUGCUCUCUUCAGGAUUCACCCUGGAUGAACCGCAGACCCACUCCAACCGCAUCUACAGAAUGAUCAAGCUUGGUCUUGGUAUUGAUGAAGAUGAUCUGACACCAGAGGAAGUCGUCUCGGCUCCCACUGAGGGCAUGCCCCCUCUUGAAGGGGACGAUGACGACACAUCCAGGAUGGAGGAGGUGGACUAGGCCUGUUUCUACGGCCCUGUUGGCGUUCAGAAGUAGUGUUAUAUAUAGAUCUCAAGUUUAAUGUUGUAAAUGAGCCUGGGAUGACCCAUACCUCCCCUCCCCUCAACCUCAUUUUUGACCAAAUUGUCAGUAUUUCCGACCCCUCGCAUUGACAAUAUACAUUACAUUACAUUACAUUACAUUACAGUCAUUUAGCAGACGCUUUUAUCCAAAGCGACUUACAGGAAGUACAGUUCAGAUUCAUUCCUUUUUAGAACUUUAUUUUUUAAGUUGUCACUUUUUGUAACUUGAGUUUUAUCAAUGCAUUUGUUUUGUAUUCAUUGACAUUCCGAUGUUCUUUGUGAUCUUACUGUAAAUGUAAAUAUUAAAAAAUUGAUACUGUUAUUUAAAUGGGUGGAACCCAAAAAUAAAGAUUAACCACAAA